GGUUGAUACGAAUUGAAAUUUCGAGGGUGCCUGACAAUUUUAGAGAAUGGAACAUUUCUUUUAAGUCUAGUUAGUCUCAUUCGGAUAUUUUAUUACAGACCACGGUUUCUUGAUUUUCAAUUUUUUAUAAUCAAAAAGCUUGAUAAUUUCGAGGAAGAGGAGGGGUUUUAAUAAAAUUCUCCAUUCUCAAUCGGUUAUUUUUAUUUUCUGUUUUCGUCCUAGGAUUAAUCAUUUAAAAUUUUAAUUAUUGGAAAUUUGAGUAGUCAUAAGGUUAACUUGCCUCGGUGUGAGAUAACUGUACUUUUGCCAUUCCACAACUCGAGUACCUCAGUGCGAUCUAAGUGAUUACGACAGCUGGUAAAAUACUAAAUUCCGUGAUAUUCCUAGUGAGAUCGAAGAUGCAAAUGACCGUUUUGGCAAUUCCGGAGACAAUUCUACUGAUUCUACUGAUAGUGAAAUUAUUAGACCUGUAAGAAAGCGUAGGGUGGCGGUGCUUUCAAGUGAUUCCGACACUGAAGAAGAUAGUUGAUAAUUGUUGGUCUGAAAUUGACACUCCACCACGCCUACAAACGUCUGAAGGUCAUGCUGGGGUCUCAGUGUAACUCUGUACCCUCUGUGACCAAUCUCUUUUUUGGUGAUGAAUUGUUUUGAGAUGAUGUGCAAAGUGCUGUUUGAGAUGCUGUCCAACUAUCACGAUCAAGACUCAAUGAAACAUCAAACAGCAUGUAGAGCACUAAAGUGGUCUCCGGUUACGCAGGACAUCAAGGAAUUCCUUGGCCUAAUUAUUCUGAUGUGUCAAACAAGAGAAGAUGGCUUGAAAGAUUAUUGGCCAACAGAAAAUGCAGAAGGCGAUGUUGAAAUGGAACGGAGUACCCACGCAGGUGGUGACGGCGGGUCGUUGGAUAGAGGAAGGCCUUUCACCGACCGGUAAAAGAGACGUAGUGAUCGUAGUCACCGGAAAUCCGGGGAUAGCAGAGUUCUACGAAGAAUUUACUAAGAGUUUAAAAAGCAGAUUGCCCAGCGAGGUUCCCGUGUGGGUAAUAGGUCACACGGGGCACGUGCAGCCACCCAGCAACUUGGCAAUAACUAUGCCCAGUGUUUCGAACUGGGAAGAGAAUUAUAGCCUCACUGCCCAAGUCAAACACAAGGUAGACUUUAUUAAGAAAUACGUGCCAGAGGACGCUAGACUGCACUUAAUUGGACAUUCCAUAGGGGCUUGGAUGAUUUUAAACAUUUUAAAGGACGAUUCAAUAUGUAAAAGAGUCUCCAAGUGUUACUUACUGUUCCCAACCAUCGAGCAGAUGGCUGAGACCAAGAACGGGUGGUUCUUCACGAGAAUUGUCUCCAGAAUCGCGUUCCUUCUAAUCUUUCUUUCCUAUAUCUUCUCGUUCUUCCCAAAAUUCCUUCAGCGUCUCCUUAUAACUGCUUUUUUCCCUAUACAUGGUGUCCCAGGAUCUCACAACGAGGCUGUACUUCAUUUACUAAACCCGAAGAGCUUGAGGAAUGUCCUUAAGCUCGCUAAAGAGGAGAUGAAAACUGUGAAGCAACGAGACGAUCCGCUCAUUACAAGAAAUAUCGAUAAAUUGUGGUUUUACUAUGGCAACUGCGAUGGCUGGGUGCCUGUCAAGUUUUAUCACGAUCUCAAGGCGAAACAUCCUGAGGCUCGAGCUCAAUUAUGCAAACAAGGCUAUUAUCAUAGUUUUGUACUGAAACAUAGCAGGGAGUUCGGCAAACUUGUUGGUGAGGCUAUUAACUUGAAUUAACCUUUAAACUUCUUUGUUUCUUCUCGUUUUAAUCUCAGAAGCAUGUAUUUAUUUUGUACUAAUGAAAUAAAAAGUCUGAGAAUUUA
Ceratina calcarata is the source of this 1849-nucleotide messenger RNA. RefSeq names its product lipid droplet associated hydrolase sturkopf (gene sturkopf). Gene Ontology annotation, biological process: lipid storage. The record is from RefSeq and is a predicted model, not a curated record. Gene Ontology annotation, cellular component: lipid droplet. NCBI's taxonomy places the organism in Eukaryota, Metazoa, Arthropoda, Insecta, Hymenoptera, Apidae. Gene Ontology annotation, molecular function: lipase activity. Bases 840 to 1763 code for a protein of 307 amino acids. The transcript is spliced from 5 exons.